AUGGCGCCGCUGCGAGGAAAUGCGCGACUACAGGUUGGAUCCACAUCAUGGGUGACGGAGGAGAGGACUUCUUCGCUGCAGAUUGCACAGGCGGAAACCGAGGAGUUUACGUUCUCAGCGCGGAACGAGGUGGACUGGCUGAAUGAGCACAUGGCCGAGAUCUUCAGCGAGAACCAAGUAAAUGUCGCCGAGAUAUUCAAAACGCCUGGAAAACUACGAGGGAAGACACCACGAACGGCCAAGAAGAUCAAUCCAUUGGAAGGGCGCGCACCAUUGUCCGAUGUCUUCUCCGCAACACCCCAAGCCCGAGCGAGUCCCUUCAAGCAAAUACGCUUCGAACGACCGGUAUCGACUUUUCGGGUGGCGGAAGACCCGGUGGAUAAGGACGAACAGCUUCUUCCGACUACAUCCAAGGCACAACACAAGUCUCCAACCAGGGCGGCACACAACGCCUUCGAUUCCGGAUAUCACGGAAGUCAGGCCGAUGAGGCGACCCAGCCAAAUGAACUACAUGCUCGACACCAGACUGCUAGGGUCUCACCUGACAAACCUGCAGCAGUCGAAUCUUCGCCCUCACCAGAAUCUCAAGACGGAGAAGACGAAGAAGACGAAGAAGACGAGAAUGUGGUGAUUUUGAGUCGAGAUACCGAAGAGCCUGAGGAAGACGAGGAGCGCAGAGCUCCAGAGGAGUCUUUCGAGACCGCGAAGGAAGAAGGAACCCGAAAUGUCACUGGACGGGUUGAUGUUGAAUCAGAGGUCGAGGAAGAGAGCGAGGACGAAAUGAAUAACCAGGAGCCAGAGGAGCCACUGUACCCCGUUCUUGAGUCGCCUUUGCAAGAUCGAAAUGCGCCAGCUUCCCCACAGAAACGAUCGCCACAAAAGUCUUCUCCGGUUAGACAAUCUCCCGUCAGACAAUCACCAGUCAAAUUGUCACCUACCAAGAAUAUCCAACUUGAUUCCGACGAGGCAGAAGAAGAUGUCGUAGAGGAAGAGGUGCCGGAGGAAGAUGAUGUCCACAUGGACGAUGCACCAUCUCCAUCAGAAGGGUCCAGCCCAAUUCGCCCCAUCGUCCGAAAGAGCAGUCUCAACUUCGCGUCUUUGCCGGCGCGAGAGCCUCUCACAACCAAGAAGAGCAUUGGGAAUCGGGUCUCACGGACUAGCCAGCUGGAGCAAUCCCGCACUAGCUACUACGGACGCACUACCGGUGGAAGGAGCUUGGGCACCUCCAGACCUGAAGAUGGUGACAGUGAUGACGAGAUGGAUGUUGAUGAGCUUGCCCAUGACGAUGCCGGGACGAAUAUGUCACGUCUUCACAAUAAGACAUCCACACAGAGACUUCAGGAUCAGAUUAGCAAGCUCGGACAGUCUCAAACAGGUGUACGGCCCUCGAAAUCGUUUGCUAGCAGCUUGGCUCAGUCACAACCUAUCCAACCUAUCCAGGCUGCUACCGCACAAGAAGUACCACCAAAAUCUCCAGAGCGACAGAAGUCACCUGAGCGGAAAUCUCGUUUGCCUGGUGCAUUCCCCGAUGAUGAGGAGGACAGCUGGAUUGGACCACCUCCCCCUCAGCCUGUCGUGGAGCCAUCAAUCUUCAGUCCUCGACCUGCACUCUCCAAAAGCCAUACAGCGGAUGUAAUGGAACAGAUCCAUGCGAAGGACAGCGUCGGUAGAUCGGAGUUCAAUAUUCCAAAAAGAGGCGAAAAACAGCGAAAUGCAUCACCCGUGCGUGAGCCAAACAUUUCGGAUCAGACUACGAGUAGUCUCGCUCAAUCGAAGUCUGUGUCUACCUCGGUGCUAAAAUCUCCCAAGAAAGUAGGCGAGUCUCCAGGGCAAAAGAAGCCAAUCUCGGUUUCCAAUCCCACCCCACCUGUUCAUACAGUCGACGAAGAGGAGGAUAUGAGUCCGCUCAAAUCCCCCUCGCGAAAUUUCAAAGGUAGUCCUCUCAAGGCUGCAAAGGAUAAGUUCUCGUCGAUUCUGAAGACCUCGAGAGGAUUGUUUGCGAGUAGCGCUGCUGUAAGUGCGGAAGCCAAGUCAUCAGCACUUUCACCCACCCGCAUCGGCAUGAAUGACAACCCUUCACUUGAAGAUGUCCUAUCCCAAACCAAGACUAAGAGUCCUUCGUACCCCAAACUCGACUCUCAUCACAUAGACAGUCAGCAAUCCCUCCAUCGUCCAGCUAGCCCACCAAAAGCUAGUGCGCGGAGGACUCGAGCAUCGACGGAGAGAGAGGAAAAGAGGAAAGAGGCAGAGGCCAGGGAAGCCAAAGAAAUAAAGGAUGCACAGAAGAUGGACGAUGAGCUCGACAAGGUUCGAUUGAAGGUCCGAGAAGAUGCUCGUGUGUACCAUCAGGAGCAGGAGCGCGUCGCAACUAUGCAGAAGGAGGUGAUGGCUAGGAAGGAGCAAGAAAAGCAAGCGAAAGCAAGUCGAGCCGACCUAUCACGAGCGACUCGUAAUAGCCCUCGGAAGACUAAAGCACAGCUCGAAGCUGAGGGAAUCGCGGCUGCUGCUGCGGGCACUGAUGAACUUGCAGGUAAAGAUGCGGAGAUGUCGGAAUCAUCCUCUUCACAAGCGAUGCCUCCUCCUGCUCGACCCAAAUCGCAGAUUGGACGACCAGCAGCAAAGCGACCGUUGAAGGCUGCCACUAGCCAGCCAGCCCUGAAGGGUAAACCUACUGUUAUCAGGGUUGAUACAGGUUCGCAAAGAGGUCAUCACCACCAUCCUUCCAACUCGACACUUUCCGCAUCUCUCCAGGACUCUCUAAAUUCUUCCACAUCGCUUCAGUCUGCACCUUCCCAUGGACUUAGGCACAAGGCCAGCACCAGCUCUAUUCAAAGUAAAGCUUCUACCAACGGCUUCAGGUCGGCUGCUUCUCGGGCACUUGAGUCGGCGGCGAGAAAGAAGGAGCAGGAUGAGCUUGCGGCACAACGAAAGCGCGAGGCGAAGCUGGAAGUUGAAAGACAACGUGCAGCCAUCAAGGAGGGGGAGCGAAGGAAGGAAGAGCAGCUACGCCGGCAGGAAGUCGAACGUCAACGUGAGGUUCGGAGAGAAAACGAGCGCGCUGCUGCCAUUGCCGAUGCCAAGAAAACGGCUUCUCGACAGCUUAUUGAGAAGCGAAGACUAGAAAUGGAAAAGGCGAAGGAGACUAGAGCUCCUCCACCCGCAGCUCGCGCUCCACCCGGUGGUGACCUGGAUAAGGCGCUCCCACCCGUGCCACAGCAGGGACUGCAGUCCAAGCGGGUGAUCCCCGCCCAGCGAUCGCAAGAGGAGAUGGGCCGACCAGUCAGUUCCAUGCAUCAUAGUACCAAGGCUCCACCGAAGCGACCUCUUCAACACGACGCCGACGACUACCAUACUUCUCGCCCUGGUUUGCAACGAAAUGCGCCAUCCCAUCACGAGCAACAGUCCAAGAGAGCGAGGACCACCGAGGAGUUUGACGAUGAUGAUAAUAUGACUGAUGACCAUCCAAAGAUGACAGCGCCGCCGAUCCGACAAUCUAGUGUUCGGCAAAAGGUACGAGUCAACAAACACGUUUCUGAAUUUAGUGCUGACUUUACAAAGGAGGCGCCCACGAAGUCACUCUUCCCGAGUGGCUAUGCUAGUGUACCACACAACUCUAGCCUCCAGCGCUCUACCGUGAUUUCACAGCAACACCAGAUGAACCAAUCCAAGCCUAUGCAUCCGAUGGAUAUGGCUCAGGUUUCCAAGGCACCGAUUGCGUUUGCAUCUAGCUCUGGCCAGCCAUACAAGACCCCUGCUCGUCCAGGUGCACCGAAUGGCAGUGGGAAGUCUGGUGCUAAGUCGGCGGCCAAGUCGUCUCCCCGAUUUCAGGAUGGCGAGGGCAUCGAGCUCCCUGAAAUCCUUACUGAUUCGGAGGACGAGGACGAGGAUGCGGACGCGGAUGCGAAAGCGAAUGACUUCCCUGCUGUGGAGUGGACCAACUCGCCUGCUUUGCGGGAGAGGCUCAUCACCCAAGAGGGUAUCAAUCCGGCUGACAUUUUUGGCCUUCCGGGUGCUUUGAAUAUGGAGGAGGUAUUCAGCAAGAGUAAAGACCGGUUCCACAAGUUCCGUGCCAGGACGUCGAGUGCCAACUGGACUGGGCAAGACCGGUUGACGGAGGAUGAGAUUCGAAAGGAUCUCGAAGGGCGAGACAAGCUGAGGAGACAGGGUGGAUGGACUUAUGAUUCAAUGGUCUAG
This is a messenger RNA of Drepanopeziza brunnea f. sp. 'multigermtubi' MB_m1, 4194 nucleotides long. Lineage: Eukaryota; Fungi; Ascomycota; Leotiomycetes; Helotiales; Drepanopezizaceae. The record is from RefSeq and is a predicted model, not a curated record.